UGUUCUUACCUUCCAGGUCCUGACACCAAGUUCUGAUGUUGGUUUCACAGUUGAACAGAUAUUAUUUAACAAGACAGGACAAUAUUUGGCAAUAUGGGGUCAGGUUGGCAUAUCUAUCAUGCAAAUGCCACAGCAAAGCGGCAAAAAUGGAAUGUAUGGUGGAGGAAAACAGAACGUAGUGGUUCGUACUUUUCCAUUGGUUGAGCGACUGCUUGUGAGCCAUGCAGACAUUCGACUUUUACAAGUAAGCUGGCACCCUGGCAGCUAUUACGAUGGACACGUGGUGUUUCUUGCUCUGGACAAUAUACUCAGGAUCUGUGACAUAAAUGAACCAGACAAGAUAUUCCAGGAGAUCUCCCUCAGCUCCUCCAAUGUGCCUCCAUCUAUGCAUUAUUCUCUCUACUCUGUUGCCAUUGGUGACGCAGCGGUCAGUUUUAGCUUUGGUUCCGUAACCGAGCUGCCUUGUAAAUCACGGACAGCCUCCAAGAAGACCCGAUUAGUUUGGCCAAUCUACAUUCUCCGUGGAAGCGGAGACGUCCUGCUCCUCUACAGCGACAUUACAUCCAAGACAUCCAAGUUUUCAUUCUUGACAGGCCCCUUGUUGGUUCAUCCACCGGCUGAGGAUAAUUAUGGCACCGAUGCUUGUUCUAUCCUUUGUCUACAGACCACCCCUCCUGUUGUUGUCAUAGCUACCAAUGAAGGCAAGUUACAUCACUGCAUUGUCCUUAAUGAGAAGAGCGGAAAAUCUACCAUUCCGGACACAGCCAACUCCGAUGAUUCCAGUUCCUUGCUUGACCUCCCAGAAUGCAACAGUACUCUCUCCACGGACUUCAAUGAUCAGAGUUGCCUCUAUGUCUACGAAAGCGUAGAACUGGAGUUGUCCCUUCAGGGCCAGUCCCUAAGGAGAAAUAUUCCUAUUGAAGACGUCUUCACUUGCCCCAUUCAUCUUGUGAAAGAGCCGAGAGAAUUGAUCAGCUAUUGA
Messenger RNA from Octopus sinensis (East Asian common octopus), 982 nucleotides. RefSeq names its product nucleoporin 88-like. The record is from RefSeq and is a predicted model, not a curated record. Gene Ontology annotation, biological process: ribosomal small subunit export from nucleus; protein import into nucleus; mRNA export from nucleus. The coding region runs from base 119 to 982 and encodes 287 amino acids. Gene Ontology annotation, molecular function: structural constituent of nuclear pore. Lineage: Eukaryota; Metazoa; Mollusca; Cephalopoda; Octopoda; Octopodidae. The transcript has 6 exons. Gene Ontology annotation, cellular component: nuclear pore.